AUGUGGUUCAGAAAUCCGGUUACAGAAUUUGACUCUCAAAAGGAAGUCACAAUUCCUUGUGACGUCGAUUCGGAAAACGCAGGCAACGAACAGGAUAGGGGAAUCUUUUUUCUGAAAUCAGAUGUUAUAUCACUCGAAUUCUUCGAGUACUUGAACUUGGUCGGGAUUCUGUACCCGAGUAUUCCUCUUGGAUCUCCCUGUGAGAUUGUAACACGAGAGGAGAUUACCAAAAUGCUUGGAAUGCGAGUGCAGAUUAUCGACACAGCUUAUUUUGGUGGGUUUUGUCAGCCGCUUAAGGACUACAGUGAGGUUUAUACAAUGCAAGCAAACUGCUGUGAAAAUAUCGAAAGUAAAGUCCACGAUCUCAAGCUUGUCCUAGAUGAUUGGCGCAGUAUCACAGGUCGUUCAGCAAAUAAUAGUUCGGGGAAAUCGCCUUCAUGGAGAGCCCCAAACAGAUGCAUUCAAUAA
Messenger RNA from Pyrus x bretschneideri (Chinese white pear), 468 nucleotides. RefSeq lists its product as uncharacterized. The record is from RefSeq and is a predicted model, not a curated record. Bases 1 to 468 code for a protein of 155 amino acids. The transcript has a single exon. NCBI's taxonomy places the organism in Eukaryota, Viridiplantae, Streptophyta, Magnoliopsida, Rosales, Rosaceae.